AGUGUAUGUAUGUAUAUUAAUAUUAAUGUAGAGAAAUUUAGUAAGCAUUUUAAUAGUAUUAGGAAAAUAUUUAAUAGUAGUUUGUCUUAUUUUCAAAUUAGUUUUAAUCGUAAAGGAUAACUCUCAAUUCACCUCGUAAGUUCGGCAGUUGCAACGUAGAGUGGACAACUAUAGAUUUUCUUUUUAUGUCAAUGUAUGCUACGUGACAGCUCGUGAGUAAAUAGGUUAGGGGUAUUUUUGAAUGAAUUUGACAGUAACAGUCGUGUACUUAAAAUGAGCGAAAAAAAUACUAACACCGCCUUGGUUCGAAGAGUGAAUAAAUUACUCGAAUCAAGAGUUGAACAUGACAAGGAUACACUUGAAGCUUUAAAAGAAUUGUCCACAUUUUUUACGGAGAAUACAUUGAACGCUCGUCGAAAUUUAAGAAGUAAAAUCGAAAGACGAAGCUUGGCUAUAAAUGAAGAAUUCCUGUCCGCUUUUAGGGAAGUAAAAUCUUCUUUGGACGAUAUAUACCAAGACGUUUUAGCCAUGAAUACUGCUGUUCAGUGUAUGACAAACCGUUUACAAAGUACUAAAACCCAAACAUCGCAACUCAUUGAUCAAACGACAAAACUUCAAAACAAAAGUCAAACAUUGUCUAUGCAACAUGAAGUUGCAACCGCAUUUAUUAAAAACUUUCAACUAACUCAGUCAGAAUUAGCUGCUUUGCAUGGAUCCAACAGAGAUUCACCUAUAUCAGAGGAAUUUUUUUCUGUAGUUAACCGUGUCCAGGAGAUCCAUAGCAAUUGUAGAAUAUUAAUGCAGUCAGGAUAUCAAACAUUGGGUUUAGAUAUUAUGCAAAGAAUGACACUGCUACAAGAGGCAGCUCUUGAGAGGCUAUACAGGUGGACACAGAAUCAAUGUAAAAACAUUGAAAAUGAACGUUUAGCACCGCUUCUAAUUAAGGCAAUGAAUAAAUUGCAAGACAGACCAGUUUUAUUUAAAUAUAUUCUAGACGAAUAUUGUGCAGCUAGAAGAACUGCAUUAGUGGGGUCUUUCAUAGAUGCAUUGACAUUGGGUGAAGGAUACGGUGGAACACCCAAUCCUAUCGAAAUGCAUGCAAAUGACCCUAAAAGAUAUAUUGGUGACAUGCUCGCUUGGUUGCAUCAGGCUAUUCCUGUUGAAAGGGAAAAUAUUCUAACUCUCAUGAAGGGCUGUGAUAAAACUGAUGUAUCUGAUCAAAUUAAACAAUCUUUGAGUAAUAUCACGGACGGACUUUGUCAUCCUUUAAAAUCGAGAAUAGAACAUGUUGUCUCCAUGGAUGCACCAGCCACGGUGUUAUAUUCAGUAACAACCCUUCUAAGGUUUUAUCGGGAUAUAAUUCAACAAGUUCUGUCGGAGAGUUCUUUAGAUUCAACGUUAUCGGAUUUAUUAGUACUUAGCGAGAAAAGUUUCCUUAGUAGACUACAAAAGGAGACACGAAUUGCGCUUGGCGAACGUGCAGAACCUCCAGGAACUGAUCUAAUUCCAGCGCCGUCCGUUUCACGAUUAUUAACACUUCUCAAUGAAAUUUUGUCUGUGGCUAGCAUCGCGGCAGAUAGAGAAAAAGACAUGUUACAGAUAGUAUCAUGUAUUAUUGAUCCACUUCUGCAAGAAGUGAAUGAGACUGCAUCAAGAUUACCUACGGUAGACAUGGCUGUAUAUCUUCUGAAUUGUAUGCAUCAAAUACAAUCUACUUUAGCAUUGUAUGAAUACAUGGAUCAGAGACUAGAAAGAUUACAGGCUCAAUCUGAUGCACAAAUUGAUACUCUUACAUCAGAGCAGGCUAGUUCUUUAGUAGCACAUUUAAAUCUCGGUUCAAUCUAUACCAUAUUACAAGGGCACGAGCAAGGCCCAUUAUCUUCUAUUCCUGGAAUGGAUCCUUUGAGUGUAAAAGAGUUUACGAAUAAACUGGAAGCUUUCCUAGUGAUGCCAGAUGUAUUGUUACUUCCUCAAAUAAGUUUACUCCAAAGUAACAAUCACCGUUUAAUAACACAAAAACGAUCCUUCGAGGUAAUCGGCGCCAUCUACAAACAACUCUACGAAGCCUGUCACGAUUCCAAAAACCUCUAUCAAAAUCCAAAUGGUCUCUUCACAAGGACCCCGGACGACCUUUUAAGAACUCUGAUCGCCGAAUAAUUGAACUCCCAUGAAACUGUAAAUAAAUAAUUGUAAAAUAA
Messenger RNA from Nomia melanderi (Alkali bee), 2198 nucleotides. It is a transcript of the gene Cog6, whose product is annotated as conserved oligomeric Golgi complex subunit 6. Lineage: Eukaryota; Metazoa; Arthropoda; Insecta; Hymenoptera; Halictidae. Gene Ontology annotation, biological process: intra-Golgi vesicle-mediated transport. The record is from RefSeq and is a predicted model, not a curated record. Gene Ontology annotation, cellular component: COG complex.